CGGAGAACUAGUAAAGUGAAGCAAGAAUAACGAUCAUUACAUUAAAAAUUUGUUUCGUAUUUUAUGCAUUUUAUUAUAUUAUAUAAAUAUGCAGACUAAUACAGUUUUCAUGUUGGCACUCCUAUUAUUUAGUGGUCAACUGUCCACAUAAGGCAGAAAGCUAAAGGUUCAAUAACAAUUAAAAUGUAUACAUAUGUCUAGAUACAUACAUACAUACAUUAAUUUAACAUUAGAGCUAUUAUUUAAAGAAGAGAAAUGUCAAAACUACUACGGUACGUGAAAUAUAUUUUUGUUUCUACUUAUUUUAUUUACUCUUUAGAAGUUAUUUUAGUGUUGUUACAUAAUUAUAUACGUACGAGUAUAAUCAUGAUAUAAGAUUUUUCUUAUCAAUAGCGAACAUUUAUCUCAUUUUUUAUUCACAAAAAUUCAAGCAAUGCUACCACUCCAAGUAAUUAUUUAUAUUUCAAUAAUUUGGCAUUCGGUAGUAACUUCCAAAGACAUUUAGAAAAUUAUUAAAAUCAAAUAAAACUUCAACAAAUUUUAUAUUUAACCCCGCAGAACGGCAACACUGUACUCUAAUACUCUCUUAAAAGGUCGCAUGUCGCUCUCUUCUGCCGCAAAAUGAGUUUUGAACACCGUUUCAUUGUCAUUUCGUACCGGUCGCGUUUUCAAAUAAGUAGAUACAAUUCCAUACCGCCUACAAAUACACUGAUAUAUGUAACUAUAACUUCUAACAUUUAUUUCGUUUAUUUUGCGCAUUUUUUUUUUUGAUAUAUUUUGAGAAAACCGCCGCUGCUGUUGUCCCAGUUAUGAAUAUGCCGAAUAAAAAUGUUUCUGAUGUAUCACGAGCCUGCAUAAGCACCUACACACGUAUAUAAGUAUGUAUGUAUGAAAGCAAUAUUAUCUGUUGAUUAACCAGAGAACUUAGAACAAUUUCAUUUAUGUUCUCUGUAUUAACUACUUGACUGGAAGCCGGCUUGCUGACUACACAUACACAUAUAGUACUUGCCUGUAUGAUUUCUACCGCCAACGCUCUACAACUGACUGCCGUUGUGGCUGCUGCCGUCGCUGCGGUUCCCGCUUCCGUCGACGGCGGCGUUGCCAUUGAAAUUUAAAUUGAAAACGACGAUGGUUCUCAACUUAAUGGCAGCGAGCUCAUGUCCACACAUUAGUAUCUAAAGAGUUCAGUAGUUGCAGAUACAUCGUCGCUUUCAGUGGUAUCUAAAUGUACGCAAGUUCGGAGGCUUAUACAUAUACAAAUAAACACCGACAUAUACGUUAGUGAGAACGUCCACCAACAACAUAUCCACUUAUGUAUAUAUACCUGUGUAACUGUUACAAUCACCAUUAACCACCCCGACGGUGUAGACGCGCACAACUCAACAGUGACUACCCACCCACCUAAACACUUCAAUUUCCUAACUUACGCUGUUCCAUUUGAGUAGUGUACACGCACGGCAAUGCAGUAACUAGAACAAAAAUAGAGUGUGAUUUUUAUUCAAGUGUUUCGAAUUUCAAGUUCAUAAAUUGUGUGAUUGUGUCCGUGCAGAAUCGAGGCCAAAGCCAUAAAACCAAAAGUGAAAUUAAUUGCAAAGCCCAAAAAGCAUACCGAUAUUCUACAAAUAUUUGUAUAAAUACAUAUAUAAAUAUAUAGUAGUAAAUCAGUGUAAGUGCAUAUCGAUUCCGAAACAUUCAACAUUUCAACGAAACUCUUCCACGAAGCAACCCACAACCGGACAGUAUUAUUUAUUUAGGUUUUUGUUUAAAGUGACACAUCCGGCGUGGCAUCUGGAUUGCGACCUGGCUGUGAAUUAGAACCACAAAAAGAAUACGUGCAUAAUUCUUCCUUUCCUCCAAAGACUGCUCUAAAAGCCGGCGAUAUGAGUCAAAACCCGGACACUACAUUCUUACCGGAUCUUCCAAAAGGACCUUUAUGUAGAUAUCGCAGUCGCGCUAAAUUCGACUGGAAGCAGCUUAAAGUGAUAUUCGAAAGAGAGCAGGACUUGCGCAUAAAGUAUAAAGUAUGGAAGAUACUUGAAAAUGAUCCACUAUUCUCCAAACCACAGUCUACACUAUCUGCCGACGAACAGAAGCAUCUCUGCGCCAUGCAAGUUAACCGCAUGCCACAUUUGAAUCUCAUACCGAAAGAGAUCGAACAGAAGAGUUUCGGUGAAAAAACCAAAUAUUUGAUGAGCAUAAAUGAGGCUUUGCACACAUACUGUCCGAGUUUGUCAGUGAAAAUCGCAUUGGGUGUCGGACUCUUUAACAACGCCAUACGCGCUAUGGGCACAGAAAGACACAUGAAGUACUAUGACGCUGCGUGGAAUCGUGAACUUAUAACGUGUUUGGCCAUUACAGAGCUGGCGCAUGGUAGCAACACGAAGAGUAUUCGUACCACUGCUACAUACGAUCCAAAAACGCAGGAGUUCGUAAUAAAUACGCCAGACUUUGAGGCGGCGAAGUGUUGGGUUGGUAAUUUGGGUAAAACGGCCACGAUUGCGAUGACAUUUGCCAAUUUAUACACGAAUGAUGGUGAAAAUCAUGGGCUCCAUGGUUUUCUAAUACCUAUACGCGACCCGAAAACACUGCAGGCAUAUCCAGGUGUGCUGGUUGGUGAUAUUGGCGAAAAGAUCGGUCUGAAUGGCAUCGACAAUGGCUUUGUACUAUUUUCGAACUAUCGCAUUCCACGUGAAAAUCUCCUGAACCGCACUGGCGAUGUGACACCAGAAGGUGUUUACGAGAGCGUCUUUUCUGAACCCGGUAAGGUGUUGGGUGCUGCUUUAGAGUCUUUUUCGGCGGGUAGAAUUGGCAUUAUGCAGGAGUCAGCGAAUACUCUGGCCAGUGCCGCUGUUAUUGCUGUGCGUUAUGCAGCGCUGAGAAAGCAGUUUGGUCCCGAGAAAGAUGGACCGGAAGUGCCGAUAAUUGAGUACCAGCUUCAGCAAUGGCGCAUAUUCCCAUAUCUGGCGGCAGCUGGUGUACUAAAACUUGCUGUAGCGGAGCUGACAGAAAUUUAUCUUGGCAUCAUUGAAAGAUCCCAGAAAGAUUCUAAUGGAUUUGAGUUUUUGACCCAAAUUGUGUCCGAAAUUCAUGCAGUGAUCUCUUCAUCGAAACCCCUGCUUACAUGGACUGCAAGAGAUGCUAUUCAAGAAGCGAGAGAAGCUUGCGGUGGUCAUGGUUAUUUAAAAGCUUCCAAACUAGGCGAUCUGCGUAACGAUCACGACCCAAGUGUCACCUAUGAAGGCGACAAUAAUGUGCUCGGACAACAAGCAUCCAACUGGCUUCUGCGACAAUGGAAUAGCACAGUUGAAAGUCCAGUGGGCACUGCAAAUUUUUUGAAAAAUCGUGAUGAUAUUCUGCAAUACACCUACGAAAAGGUGGCGCAAGAAACGCCAAUUGAAUCUAUGGAUUUCGCUCUGCAAUGCUACGAGUGGAUGUUGUGUUAUCUACUGGAGAAAACAGCGAAUCGUGUGGCUGAAGACAUAAAAGCCGGAGCACAUCGUUUUGAUGCUCGCAAUAACUCUCAGGUGUAUGGCGCGCGCGAUUUGUCAUUGGCUUAUGCGGAAUAUUUCGCGCUAAGUCGUUUCCGCGAGCGGUUCCGCCGUCUGGAAGUGAACACUGAAUUGUCGCAAGUACUGGAACUGCUCUUCGCCAUCUAUUCAAUGUGGUGCAUUGACCAUCACAUGACCACCUUUUAUGUGGGCGGAUUUGCAAAGUCAGCCUCGUUUGCCGAAGCGAUACGUGCACGCCUGCUUGUUAAAUGUAGCGAACUGAAGGACUCGGCAGUAUCGGUAGCAGACGCAUUGGCGCCGCCUGAUUUUGCACUUAAUUCGAUCAUCGCCAAAUCCGACGGGCUUUUGUACGACAAUUUACAAAGUGAAUUUAUGACCCAUAAGGGUGCAUUUGAGCGCCCCUCUUGGUGGAAAGAUAUUAUUAUUCCUCAGGUUAAGUCGAAGCUUUAAAAAAAAAAGUACUCCGCCGAAUGUGAAUAGGCAAACAUAUUGCAUUUUUCUAGUGUAGGGCAUUUUUACAAGAUGAAUAACUGUACUGUAGUUGAAUGUAAUGUGAGCGUGAAUCAUGAAGCUGAUUGGGUCUGUAUAGAAUAUAUAGUAUGUAUGUAAACUAUGUACGAAUAUAAUCUGUGUAAUUUAUUGGCGCACAGUCUUGUGCAAAAUAUAAGUAUAACUGAUAGAGAAAUCUAUGAUAAUGGAACGAGUAUAUGAUAUUUUUGUGGCUUCAAAUUUUUACAUACGCAAACUAUUUGAUAUGAAAAUUUAUUAAGUAAAUAUAUUUACAUACCUAAAUAUUUAUAGUAUAUAUAUAUGUAUUUAUAUCGUUUCAUAUUGAAUUAAUAUAAAAAUACUUUUAUAUAUUUAUCUAAUUGAAUUCACAAUACCACUUUGUAUUUCCUAAAUUAAUUUUUGUAUCGAUGCUACGUUGGAGUUGUUGUUGGUGUUAUGAGUUUAUUAAAAUGUAUGUAUGUAUUUUGUAGCUGUUAAAUCAUUAUAUUGAUUAAAGAUUAUAACUGAAUGAAAA
Molecule: messenger RNA, 4533 nt
Organism: Bactrocera oleae (olive fruit fly)
Lineage: Eukaryota; Metazoa; Arthropoda; Insecta; Diptera; Tephritidae
Product: peroxisomal acyl-coenzyme A oxidase 3
Biological process (GO): lipid homeostasis; fatty acid beta-oxidation using acyl-CoA oxidase
Cellular component (GO): peroxisome
Molecular function (GO): FAD binding; fatty acid binding; pristanoyl-CoA oxidase activity
Source: RefSeq, a predicted model, not a curated record